Tachyglossus aculeatus (Australian echidna) is the source of this 626-nucleotide messenger RNA. It is a transcript of the gene POLD4, whose product is annotated as DNA polymerase delta 4, accessory subunit. Lineage: Eukaryota; Metazoa; Chordata; Mammalia; Monotremata; Tachyglossidae. Gene Ontology annotation, molecular function: DNA-directed DNA polymerase activity. Gene Ontology annotation, biological process: DNA synthesis involved in DNA repair; DNA-templated DNA replication. The transcript is spliced from 4 exons. Gene Ontology annotation, cellular component: delta DNA polymerase complex. The record is from RefSeq and is a predicted model, not a curated record. Bases 10 to 453 code for a protein of 147 amino acids.
UCGGUUGCCAUGGGGAAGAAGCGGCUCAUCACCGACUCCUUCCCGGUGGUGAAGAAGAAAAGGGGGCGUCGCGGCCUGGAAGACCCCCUUAAGGGGGAGGAGGAGGAGGAGGAGGAAGAGGAGGAAAAGGAGGAAGAGGAGGAAAAGUUGGAAAAGGAGGAAGAGGAGGAAAAGGAGGAAGAGGAGGAGGAGGAGGAGAAGGAGGAGCAACAGAAGACUGCAGGCCCAGGGGAGUCGCUGCAGCCGCCCGUGGAAGAGGCCGUGUUGGACCUACUGAGGCAGUUUGACUUGGCUUGGCAGUUCGGGCCUUGCACGGGAAUCACCCGCUUCCAGCGCUGGGAAAGGGCGGACCACCUGGGCCUGGGCCCCCCAACAGAGGUUCUCCGGGUUUUGUGGGAACAUCCUGGAAACCCCAGCGUCCAGUACAGCCUCUGGCACCCGUACCCACUGUGACUGGCGCUGCCCACCCGCUCCUCCUGCCACCUACACCGAAGGCUACCUCCUAGACGCUCAACUCCACGAGCCAGGGAUCCUAGCUACGGACUGUAUUAUACUGCACCCGCCAAGUGCCUAAUUCAGCGCUCUGCACACCGUAAGCGCUCAAUAAAUUCCGUUUAACGUGGCCA